Molecule: messenger RNA, 771 nt
Organism: Fusarium subglutinans
Lineage: Eukaryota; Fungi; Ascomycota; Sordariomycetes; Hypocreales; Nectriaceae
Product: emopamil-binding protein
Exons: 1
Coding region: 1-771 (256 amino acids)
Biological process (GO): sterol biosynthetic process
Cellular component (GO): membrane; endoplasmic reticulum
Molecular function (GO): C-8 sterol isomerase activity; steroid Delta-isomerase activity; cholestenol delta-isomerase activity
Source: RefSeq, a predicted model, not a curated record
AUGGACAGUCUCAUCGAAAGCGCCAACGCAACAGCCAAAAUUCCCCUCCAUCCAUUCUGGCCAUUGAACGCAGCCCUUCCUCAAUAUGCCGCCAACACACUAUCCUCCCGCGCCCUCGUAGCAUCCUUCGUCGUCGGCGCAAGUGUCAUUCUCGGAGUCACACUAUCGCUGAUCCAACAAUCUCGUCGAAAGCUAUCAAAGACGGAGAUCUUCAUGACACUCUGGUUCGCCCUCUGCGGAUGCAUCCAUUUGUUCUUCGAGGGUACUUACUCCCCUUCUGAUACCGAGUUGGUAGUGGCGCUAAUGGAUCAAUCAGGUUACUUCGCCGUCAACUUCGCCGACAUCUCCAGCAGACAGUUCCUCUUCGCCCAGCUCUGGAAAGAAUACUCCCUCUCAGACUCUCGCUACCUUACCCAAGAUUCCUUCCUCGUCCCCAUGGAAGCCAUAACCGCCUUCCUCUGGGGUCCUAUGUCGUUCUUUUGCGCAUGGAGUAUCGUCAAGCAACAUCCUCUGCGACACCCGAUCCAGCUGAUCAUCAGUGUUGGACAAAUCUACGGCGAUCUGCUGUACUUUGGUACCUGCUACUUCAACGAGAUUGUUCAUCGCAUUGUGUACUGUCGCCCGGAGCAGUUUUACUUUUACAUGUAUUAUGUUUUCUGUAAUGCGAUCUGGAUUGUUGUUCCGAUGGUUUGUGUGGUUCAUAGCGUUGUUCAAACAAAGAGGGCUUUUGCAGAGGUUCAGGAGGCUGAGAGGGUGAAGAAGGGGAUGUAA